AUGGGUCUGCUGGUAGGAUGUUGGCUAGUUGUCGAGCUAGGUGUUGUCCCAGGGACCAUGGGCCCCGGUUGCUGCUCUCAGCCCAUCUCCGGUUCCCUGGGGUCUGCUCCCCGGGCUGGGAGUGCUGAUCCCCUUCUCGGAAACUCACUGGGAAUAUAUUCUUAGCCGGGUGGAUUAUGGUCAGUAUGGGGCCUCUGGAGAUGUGGACUAUUGACCAAGAGCAUUCAACUGGCUCAGACCAUGAAGUGAUAGUUAUGGAAUGGACCCCUCUAAAGCAAGACGUCACAGCAACCCCACAAAAUGUAACAGGAUGGCAGAUCCAAGCACUUCAAGCUAACCCACAAGCUCUGGAGGAAUCCAAGUGGGACUGGCAAACAAGAGCACAAUCUAGGCCCUAUCUGGGAGAGACUUGCUCAGCAGAAGACCUAGCUGGGGAGGCUAUAUGGAUCCAGGAAGCCCUGACAACAGUACUAAAUCGACAUGCAAAGCAGCUGCGGGUGAUCCCAUAAUCAAAGCGCUGGCAGGGACCAGAGAUUAAAGAGGCCUGCAGGAACUACAGUCAUGCAAGGCAGGAAUGGAAAGGACAAGGUGUGACGGCUCAACACCUCAACG
Molecule: messenger RNA, 612 nt
Organism: Aspergillus glaucus CBS 516.65
Lineage: Eukaryota; Fungi; Ascomycota; Eurotiomycetes; Eurotiales; Aspergillaceae
Exons: 1
Coding region: 177-509 (110 amino acids)
Source: RefSeq, a predicted model, not a curated record